CAAAGUUCCUCCUGUCAAACCGAGGGGAAGAAUGUCCGAAAGCAACAACAAAGCGGUGACGUUCGUCGCCCCGGCCCCGCCAUCGCCGUCGCUUCAGAACCCCCGCAAGAACGUGAACGGAUCGGCCAGUUCGGACACGCAUGUGGUGGAGAAGCUGGAGGGGCAUCUGGAGGGCCACCCGGGAGUCCAACGGCGGCAGCGGCGGCACACCAUGGAGCGAGACUCCAAAACGGCCGAGCACCGGUUCUUCCGUCGGAGUGUCAUUUGCGACUCCAACGCGACCGCCUUAGACCUGCCCAGUAAGGGGGCCGCCAUCCUCAUGUCGCCGACCUUGUUUUCUCCUCAGCCCUCGAGGCCUGGACCCACAGAGAUAGAUGCCGGGGCGCCUCUCCAGGAACCGUCUCAAGAAGGCGCCACCCCUCAGUCUGCGUUAGCGCUUAGCAGAGGAUCUGGAGAGGGUCCGAUCCAAAAUGUAAACAAGGACAGCGUAGCACAUGCUAGUCCUAACAGUAGCGGUAUCGAACAGAGUACAGAACGGGUUAAAGACCCCAGCUCGACAGCAUCGGAUGUCAAGAACAAAACGGGAGACAAACACGACGACGCCACGCAGGAAGUCGCAAAAGACACAAAGGUCAGCAGUCCUUCCGAGGAGAAGGAGCGGGAAACCGAGCUAGCUAAAGCGCGCGCCGAGCAACGGGAGGCCGAGAAGCGAGUGCAGGAGGAUAUCGAGGAGGCGGAGACCAAAGCGGUCGGGACGUCGCCGGACGGACGCUUCCUGAAAUUCGACAUCGAGAUCGGAAGAGGCUCCUUCAAGACGGUGUACAAGGGACUCGAUACGGAGACGACGGUGGAAGUGGCGUGGUGCGAGCUGCAGGACCGGAAACUGUCCAAAUCCGAACGGCAGCGCUUCAAGGAGGAAGCCGGGAUGCUGAAGGGCCUCCAGCAUCCCAACAUUGUCCGCUUCUACGACUCGUGGGAAGGGCCGUGCAAGGGCAAGAAGUGCAUCGUGCUGGUGACAGAGCUCAUGACUUCGGGCACGCUCAAAACCUACCUUAAGCGCUUCAAGGUGAUGAAGAUCAAGGUUCUGCGUUCGUGGUGCCGGCAAAUUCUCAAAGGCCUCCACUUCCUGCACACCAGAGCGCCGCCCAUCAUUCACCGCGACCUCAAGUGCGACAACAUCUUCAUCACCGGGCCCACUGGCUCGGUCAAAAUCGGCGACCUGGGCUUAGCCACGCUGAAAAGGGCUUCGUUUGCCAAGAGCGUCAUAGGUACUCCAGAGUUUAUGGCGCCGGAGAUGUACGAGGAGAAGUACGACGAAUCUGUGGACGUCUACGCUUUCGGGAUGUGCAUGCUGGAGAUGGCCACCUCGGAGUACCCCUACUCGGAAUGCCAGAACGCCGCCCAGAUUUACAGACGAGUCACUAGCGGAGUGAAGCCAGGUAGUUUUGACAAGGUGGCCAUUCCCGAAGUGAAGGAAAUUAUCGAUGGCUGCAUCAGGACGAACAAAGAUGAGAGAUACGCUAUCAAGAUCCUGUUAAACCACGCGUUCUUCCAAGAGGACACCGGAGUCAGGGUUGAGCUAGCAGAGGAGGAUGACGGGGAAAUGAUCGCCAUCAAACUCUGGCUUAGGAUAGAAGAUGUCAAGAAGCUCAAAGGAAAAUACAAAGACAACGAAGCCAUCGAGUUCUCUUUCGAUCUCAACAAGGACGUUCCCGAAGAUGUGGCUCAGGAAAUGGUCGAGUCUGGCUAUGUGGCCGAGGGCGACCACAAGACCAUGGCCAAAGCUAUCAAGGACCGCGUCUCGCUGAUCCGGAGGAAGCGAGAGCAGAGGCAGCUGGUGCGGGAAGAGCAAGCGAGGAGGAAACUUGAGGCGGAACAACAGCAAGAGGCACUCAAAGUAUCACACACACAGGCGGAGGUUGAGGAGACCGAGGCGGAGCAACCGCAUCACUAUCAGCAGCUGGGAAUCUUGCACGCAACCGAAGGAGCCGCCGACAGCGGUCAGGGUUCCUCAAUUUUCUGCAGCGACUGCCCCCAGCUGGGUCAGCUGACCAUGUCCUAUAGCGGCCCGCCGGCAAGUCGGCCUCAGUCCCAGAGUCCCUACUCCACCGCACCUGGAGGUGGCGCCGCUCAACAGCAGCACCCAGCUUACGCUCAGCCAGCGCAACCAGUGCAGCAUUCAAUGGCGCACCCCUACAGUGGCGGCGCGAGCGCAGGAGGAGGAACAGGGGGGAGCGCCGCUCUCCCGACACUGCCAGACCCACCGACUAUUUUCUUCCCUUCCAUCCCCGAACGCCCCGUUUCCUUCUCGCCUCCUCCCACCGGCCCCCCCAAGGCCUAUAACACGCAGAGACGCAAGAGUACGUCGAUCCUCGAGGCUCACACCCGCCACUUUCAGCCGGCGUACCCUCGAUACGGGAGCAGCCUGCACCCCUUCGCCGGUAUGGAGGGUGUGGACCCGCCCCCGCCCUCUCUCUACAUGGUCAAUCCCAGUUUCGCCACAACCGCUCAGAGACUCGGAGUCGGGGAGCAUUUGCAUCUGGCGGGGCACUCGGAACCGACGUUCUACGGCUACAAGGACAUGAGGGCGGAACACGAGGAAGUGGUGAGGAGGCUGAGUUUGAACCAAGCGGCCUUACUGGACCAUUACGAAGCCAUGGCGUACGGCGGCUACCCGAUGACCGCGCACCAGCUCGGCCUUUUGAGUUUCCACCAGCAGAGGCAAGCGGCUGCCGCAGCUGCCGGGUUAGCUUAUGAUUCCGGUCCUCAGCCGGGCUUCUUGCAUCCUCACAUCAUGCAAAGACUAAGCGCGCACAGUCCGGUACCUCCGCCGGGGCCUUCCAUGAGUCAAUCCGCCGGUUGCCCUGUUUCCUGUUCAUCCACCGACACGCAGCACCACGCGUCAUCUUCCGCCUACCCGAUGUCGGCUCCGCCAAUCAUGCCCGAUGCGGCGGCAUCUACGGGUAGUGUCUUCGACUACCAUUUAGCCGCCGCGGCUGCCGCCGCCGCCAGUGACCCAAGUCUCCUGGCGUCAAGACUGUACCGAGCCCGGAGAAGCUCCAUGGAUCUCCCGCUGGAGGAAAACACCCCAACAGGGUCCGGCGGCUCGGGUUCGUACCUCCGACUCCAGCCGGUAACGGAGGAGAUGUGUUCCUACGUCAGUCCAGAGCUUCCUUUACCACCCGGAAGUCUCUUCCUCCAUCACGCGGGCCUAAGCGUAAAAGACCGAAGCCCAGAACCUUCCAGUGACUCCCUCCCAUCCUCCGAUGCCGGAGAAUUCCAAUCGCCUCCUCCUUCGUCCUGCCAUUUCGAUUCCUCGGCCGCUCGAUCCAUCCCGCACCCGUCUUCGGCUGUAUUCUGCGAUUCCACAGAAACCCAAGCGCAUCCGCCGUCCAUGCAGAGUUUUCUCCCUCCCACCCCGGCUUCCGACCUCGGCGCAUCAGCGGCCCAGCCGGAGUCACUCAUUCCAAGUGCGUGGGCCCGCCACGGAGGGGUGGUCCCCUCCCAGCCCGACAUGACGUACCAUGAGUCAUUGCUGGCCUUGCAGGCCAAUAACCCCGCACUGGUUUCGAGCGCCCAGCCCACCCCGGGAUCCCCGCUGUUAGCCCCGGCGGCUUCCCAGCCCGGGACCACCCAGCAGGUGGGUGUUUCUAUCCAGUCAUCGGUGACAUCAUCAGCCCAGAGCCCCGCCCAUAUUUCCUUGCUGCAGGCGCAGCCCGGUGCGAGUGCCCCCGCAACCACGUCGAGCCGCGGUCCUUCGCCGCCCCCUCCCGUCAUCGUGCCGACAGCGGCCGUGGCCUCCCCUCCCUGCCCGCUGCCGCUUCCUGUCCCCUCUCUCCCUGCGCCCCCGUCCCAGUUGUUGGCCACCACGGUGCCAAUCAUCAGUGUAGUCCCCGCCCCUGCCACAGAAGCCCCUCCCCAGUCUGUGUCCCAACCUUCGGACCUUUCCCACUUCCAGCUGCUGGCGCCCUUAACCCAAGCAUCCAUAGAGAGUGGCUACUCUGAGGCUUCGGGCCUCAGCGACGGCAACGAGGGAGGAGGCGGUGGUCGUCACGAAGGCCGCUCCACCAAACGACACCAGAGACGUUCCGUGAGAAGCCGGUCGCGGCACGAGAAGUUCUCCAAGGCCAAACUCAACGUUCUAAAUAUAUCCAACCGUGGCGACAGAGUAGCGGAAUGCCAGCUGGAGACUCACAACAGGAAGAUGGUCACCUUCAGGUUCGACCUGGACGGAGACAACCCGGAGGAGAUCGCCCAGAUCAUGGUCCAGAGUGAGUUCAUCCUGGAGAGCGAGAGGGAGUCAUUCAUCGAGCAGGUCCAGGAGGUAAUCGAGAACGCCGAUAAAAAAGGACUGGAGAGGGACACAAGCGGGCAGAUGAGCGGUGACACGGCCCAGCAGAAUCUGACGAUAUCAAUCCCCAUGCCAGACACGUCACCCAGCGCAACAGGACAAGUGGUCCACUCAGCCGGGCGCAAAUUCAUCGUCAGCCCCGUACCUGAGGCCAGAAUCAAGGAACUGAGCUUUCCGACCUCUCCCUUACCUUCCCGUGCAGCUUCUGUUGAAUUAGGUUCAACUCAAGGUUUGGAGUUGUCAAAAUCGGCGGGAGCUGUCAGCUUACAGCAAGCCUUCUCGGAGUUACGACAGAACAAAAAUCAGUUGGAUCCAGGACCAAGCACCGCCCCCGCCUCCAUCCACUCCGCCCACCCUCCAGUGUCCACUCCGGCGGGCGAGGCUUCAGAUGGCGUUGCCGCUCCGACUUCAAACCAGGAGCCCUCCGAUGCGUCUCCCAUUUCUUCUUCUGCUGUGGCGAAUCACUCCCAGGCGUCCAUUUCCGCUUCGGUCUCGGCCACUUUACCCCUCACCGGUGUCUCCAACAUCCUCUCGACAAUGCUCGCAUCCCCUCCCCCCUCCGUGGUGACCUCGCCCUCCUCCAGCCUUCCGGCCAGCGAAGCCCUCCUCGACCAUCGCUCGCUCUCCCCCACCUCGUUGGCUUCAUCCAGCUCUUCCUGCGCCGUCCCCGCGCCGCCGUCGUCCUCCUCCUCCAACGUUUCUUCAGUGCAACCCACCAUGGUGCACUCGCAGCCACAAAUAACCGCCCAGCCCGGGCAGACGCACACUCACUGUGGGGAAUGCGACUCAAGGUGUGACGCCUCCAUGGAGUGCCAAAGCAAGCCAGACGACAUUCAAGCUCUAGAAAAGAAGCUGCGCUCGCUCUUCAUGGAUCUCGGCGGAGGGGCGGUUUCCCCUCAGGGGGACUCGCCGCAGGCCGACGCCAACUCAGCGGGCGGGACCUCCUCCCCGUUGGGCACUCCCGCCACUUCUAUCGGCUCCGGCCAGACGGCCAAUACUCCUCAGCCCCCCACCACCCUGGCGCUGGGCUCGCCCACCCCCGUUCAGGGGCCCAGCACACCUAGCUCCAAUCCUGCACCUGCACCUCCAGCAAACGCUGCCGCCACCUUUGGCCAGACCACUCCAUCCAAAACACCCUUGUCUAGGGUACCGACCAGUUCUCCUUCUUCAGAACUCCCGCCGUUCCUCCCUGGACCAUAUCUCACUCAGUCCCAGCAACCUCUGGAGGAUCUGGAUGCUCAGCUGAGACGAGCCCUUAGCCCCGAAAAUGUUCCUAUUAGCACACCCACUCAGGCUUCCCAGGUUGCUCCUCUGGUGGGACAACCAACUUCUUUAUCUCCAGAGGAAGACACCUCCGCUGCUGCUCCUCAAAGUGGAAUCAAACUCGGGAGAUUUCAGGUGUCGCUGUCCACUGAAGAGCCUCCAAAGCAGUGCCCAACCUGCACGGAAUCCUCCUCCACCACUUCUUCUUCAUCCUCCUCCAGCACUCCCUCGUCAUCGUCCUCUUCCAGUCUCUCCAGCCCGGAGAACACGCUGCACAAGGGCUCCUCGCUCAAAGUGAGAGGAGCAUCAGGAGAUGUGGUAGAUGGACUUCCCAGAAAAAUGAUAGGCGAGUCCCAACGCCCUUCCCCUCUGGCCUCCCCGUGCCUCUCGCCUCCCACAACCAUCGGACGCUUCCAGGUCACCACCAAUUCUGAGGCUAAAGUAGGCAGAUUCGCCAUCAGUCGAGCCCAAGAGCAGAGCACCGAGCCCGGGCCGAGUCCGCCCCCCGCUGCCCAGGCGGCGGCGGCGGCGAACGGACCAGCCAAGCCCAACCGCCUCCCGAGUCCAGACACUGCCCGCAAAGUUUCCAUAGCAAGUCUGAACAGUGGCAACUCCUUCAACAACUCCUACAUGAGUAGCGACAACGACUCGGAAGACGAGGACGAGGACUUUAAGAAGGAAAUCAAUCGUCUCCGAGAAAAACACUUGAGCGAGAUUCAGGCCCUCCACUCGCGACAGAAGGAAGAAAUUGACGGUUUGUUCACCAGGCUUGGAAAAGUUCCUCCACCCACCGUUCUUCCUCCGGUCAUCGCCUUGGCCGGUAGGCGGAGGCGACCCACCAAGAGCAAAUCCACAAAAUCGUCCAGAACCAGUUCCUCGCACGGCAGCAAAAGUCCACUUCAGCCAGGCAGCACUCUGGCGGACCAGAGCGUCCCGGCGUCAUGCCCCGCCCAACUAGCUCAGUUAGCGGCGGGAGGUUUAGCGGAGCCCGGCGGCGGCGGCGACUUUAGCAGCGAGCGGCAACUCAAAGCGGCUCCCUCCAGCGACAUCCUGAGUUCGGCCUACACCAGCUCGGCGGCGCCCUCGAUGCCCAGUUUGUGCGCUGCCACCCCAGGCUGCGUAAAGUUCAACUGGGGUUCCGAGCGUUUGGCCUUGAAGCCUGGCGGCAGGAGGACGCGCUUUCUGAGUACGCCCUGCUUGGCUCUUUGGAAGAUGGUGAAAAAAGUCUGCCCCUGCAACCAGCUUUGCAGGACCAAUAGCACCAAUGCAGUGAGUGGUUCCGGCCCCCUGUCUCAAAGCCAGGGGGGCUCCCAGUGUCUCAACAUGUCAGCCCCUCACCAGCGCAAAGGGACGUUCACUGAUGAUCUUCAUAAAUUGGUGGACAAUUGGGCCAGAGACCUCUCACAGGGGAAGAAGAGCAGCAAACAGCUGCAGCAGGCACCAGCACAAGGACACAGCUACGAGGUGAUCCAGUCCGCUAAUUUAGGCAGGAAGCUUUCCGCCCCGAGCCACCUGUGCCCGAGCAGCACCGCCACUUCCGCCCACCUCCCCUCCAACCCGACUACCUCUCCGGCCUCCCGCAAGGGCUCGCUGUGCCAGCCCCCUACCUCCCCGACGCCGCCCCACCCUCACCCGCCACCGCACUUCAUCCCGUACAUGCCCGCCCCGGCCUACGCCGCGCAGUGGUCCGGGCCCGCCCACGGCGGACCCCGGCUGGUCAGCGCCUCUCAGCCGCUCGGCCCUUACGCCGCGUCGACUGGCGGCCAGGUCAGUCAGGGUCCCAUGCACACGUUCAUGCACAAGUCGGUCAGCAACCCGGGAGGGCCCAACAUGAGGACCACGUAGUGGUUAGUAGAGGGCUCGUCAGAACGGCGACCAGACCGGACUCCACGAUUGAAAACGAGGAAGUUUGCCAAAGAGGUUUGAGCGGGUGCACUUGGGUGAAAUUUGAGAGAGCACAACAACACUGAAGAGCGCCUCCAUUUUGCUCCCUAGUCUUUGCUUGUAGCUGGUCUAGCUAACAUGCUAACAUGUGCAAUGUGUGUAUAAAGUGGAGGAGGCCGUCUUAGCAUUCACAAGGAUGCAAAUAGGAACACAGUUGGUAGCCCCACCCCCCUCUCGAAUCAAAGCAAUAAAACGAGAAACGUUGGAAACGAGAAACGUUGGCUGACAAAAAAAAGUGACCUUCAGAACAACAUUUGUAUAGUAUUUUUUUUUGUUGUCAAGAUUCCAUUCGGGUUGAUUUUGUGUUGCGUGGCUACGCCUCGCCGUUGGCUUUUUUCGAGAUGAUUAUUUCUCCUCUUGAAUGUCGUUGUUAAUAGUUAUUGUUCUAUUUAAAAAAAAGUGCAAAUAUGCCUCUGUUGGGCGGACCUGUUCUACGCACACAUUUUCGUGUGAUGUGUAAAAACAACACUGUGAUUGUUAUUGUUUGUUAGGAGUCAGAACAAAUUGGGGAAGUGUCCAUUUUUCUCAACUUAAAAAAAAAAAAGCCUUAACCGACAACAAUUCAGCCGCCAUUUUGACCUGCAAAUGUUUUCAAAUAUGGAUAGCUACAUUUUUUGGUUUCUUCCACAGUACUUAUAUACGACACUUUAAACUCUCUCCAAUUGCCCUGUUAGAUGAAUGUGAAUGUACAAAAGAAACCGAAUUUGUUUUCCAGUGCCUUGCUUGCCCCCUCCCCGCUCCAAACACUGGAGAGCUUCACAAGAACCACGUGAGAGUGCCGCCAUUUGUCCGAGUUUAGGAAGGACGUCACGCCACUUGAGUAGAUGUUGCCUUUAAUUCAAAAUCACCGAAUGACAACAUUUCGACAACCAGGCAGUCAGUAAUACAAAACGUGAUGCCCUGUUUUUUAGUUAACCCCUUAAUUUUUGGGCAAGGGCAACCUACAGUGGUUAUAAAAAGUCUACACACCCCUGUUCUAAUGCUAGAAUUUUUGUGGUAUUAAAAAGAUAUACCAAGAUCAAGUAAACAUUUAAAAAUAUUUUUUGUUAUUAAUGUGUAAGACUCAAUUUAGAAAUAAGAAAUGAAAAAAAUGUAGUUGCACAAGUGUGCACACCCUCAUGCAACAGGGACGUGGCUGUGUUAAGAAUCAAACUCACCUGCCUUUGUUAACCAAAAAUAAGUUGCAUCUUUUUAGUUGCCUGGUCUUGAUUUUUUUAUUGUUACAAACUUUUUAGACUUUUGAACUAUUCAUUUUUCCUUACACAGCCACAUCUCUCUUUUAAGAGGGUGUGCACAAUUUUGCAACCACAUUUGUCCACUUCCUCUCUCAUACAGGAUUUUGUGAUUUAUCUUGAUUCAUCAUUUUAUCCAACAAAAAUCAGACAUUCCAAAAAGGGUGUGUAGACUUUUUGCACGCACUGUCGCCCCCCGAAGACCAUUUUCAUCCUACUUUUAACCCCCCCCCCCCCCCCCCAAGCUGAAUCUGCAGUGUUGAAUAGCAACAGGUUGACUUUACUGUGAAGUUGUACUGGAUGACUUUUACUGUGAAAGGCUGGUUCGUAUUGUGAAUGUUCCUGCAUUUAAGUGGGGUGAAUCGGUUUUCAUCAGAGGUGUAGCAUUAGCUUUUAGCUCGUAUUUAGAUGGCAGAUUCUAUUGCUGUGCCAUUGCAGGACUCACUUUUUUUGCCGUAGAAGUGAUCAAUUCCUUUUCUCCAGCUGUUUCUGUUUAGUUUCGAGCACAGAAUUAUUAUAUUCCCAAUGUCUGAUGUUGACUUAAAACAAACAAAAACAAAAAACAAUCCUCACUUGUUUUAUCUGCUGUUUUAUUGUGUGUAGCAGCACUUAACUCAGUGGUUUCUUUUCUCUCUAUUUGACGGGGGGAAAAAAAGGUUGGAUGUGAAAAUUUAACACACGGGGAGUCAUCAGCAGCCUUUAACGGUAUGUUUUGCACUAAAUAGAGAGUGUUCAAGCUUCAUAUUAAAACAAAUACAAUGACAUUUGUUACUUUAUUUGUAAAGACUUAAUAAAUAAAAGUUGUUGAAAUGCCA
Syngnathus acus (greater pipefish) is the source of this 9605-nucleotide messenger RNA. RefSeq names its product WNK lysine deficient protein kinase 1b (gene wnk1b). The record is from RefSeq and is a predicted model, not a curated record. The coding region runs from base 32 to 7459 and encodes 2475 amino acids. Gene Ontology annotation, cellular component: cytoplasm; cytosol. Gene Ontology annotation, biological process: positive regulation of potassium ion import across plasma membrane; intracellular signal transduction; monoatomic ion homeostasis. Lineage: Eukaryota; Metazoa; Chordata; Actinopteri; Syngnathiformes; Syngnathidae. Gene Ontology annotation, molecular function: potassium channel inhibitor activity; chloride channel inhibitor activity; protein serine/threonine kinase activity. The transcript is spliced from 37 exons.